Astyanax mexicanus (Mexican tetra) is the source of this 4154-nucleotide messenger RNA. It is a transcript of the gene hyou1, whose product is annotated as hypoxia up-regulated 1. Gene Ontology annotation, cellular component: endoplasmic reticulum chaperone complex. The transcript is spliced from 24 exons. Bases 300 to 3266 code for a protein of 988 amino acids. Gene Ontology annotation, biological process: negative regulation of hypoxia-induced intrinsic apoptotic signaling pathway; cellular response to hypoxia; endoplasmic reticulum unfolded protein response. The record is from RefSeq and is a predicted model, not a curated record. NCBI's taxonomy places the organism in Eukaryota, Metazoa, Chordata, Actinopteri, Characiformes, Acestrorhamphidae. Gene Ontology annotation, molecular function: ATP-dependent protein folding chaperone; ATP binding.
GAGCGGCUCGUUGUGUGGAUCCAAUGAGAUCACGCCGCGUUCAGGGCCCGGUGUCCAGAACGAGCCGGUGACUGCGAGAGGGAGCGAUAGAGAGCCGCUGGAGUGUGAGCAUAAAUUGCAGUCGGCUCAUGAGUCUCAGAAAAAACUGCUAAGAGAGGAUAAGCUAGUUGUAUGAGCCUGUGUAUUAUUUACCUAAUACCUGUCAGAAACAGUCACUUGUACUGCUCGUUUAAGUUAACUAACUUAACUAAUUCAUCUAACCAAGCUCCCAUAUAAAAGUUCUGCUGUUCACGGUGACAAUGAGGGAAAAGCUGCCGUUAUGGGUGCUGUUUUGCCUUGCUUUAGCACACCUGCCUUCUCCAACAGCUUCUGUUGCUGUAAUGUCUGUCGACCUGGGAAGCGAAUGGAUGAAAAUAGCUAUAGUUAAACCUGGAGUGCCAAUGGAAAUUGUUCUAAACAAAGAGUCUAGAAGGAAAACUCCAGUUGCCGUGUGCUUAAAAGAAAAUGAAAGACUGUUUGGAGACGGGGCUUUGGGAGUGUCUGUGAAGAAUCCCAAAGUGGUCUACAGAUAUAUCCAGAACCUCCUGGGGAAGACAGCUGAAAACCCACAGGUUGCGCAGUACCAGAAACAUUUUCCUGAGCACCAGAUUGUGAAAGAUGAAAAGAGAGGAACAGUGUAUUUCAAGUAUUCAGAAGAGAUGCAGUAUUCUCCAGUGGAAAUCUUGGGCAUGGUUCUGAACUACUCUUCUGGUCUGGCUCAGGAUUUUGCAGAACAGCCUAUUAAAGAUGCAGUGAUCACCGUCCCAGCCUUUUUUAACCAGGCAGAACGUAGGGCAGUUCUACAGGCUGCUCAGAUGGCAGGUUUGAAGGUCCUUCAGUUGAUUAAUGACAACACAGCUGUGGCUUUGAACUAUGGAGUCUUCAGGAGGAAAGAUAUCAACUCUACUGCCCAGAAUGUGAUGUUCUAUGACAUGGGAUCUGGCAGCACAACGGCCACAGUUGUCACUUACCAGACGGUGAAGACCAAAGAGUCUGGCACCCAACCUCAGCUGCAGAUCCGUGGAGUCGGCUUUGAUAGGACACUGGGAGGAUUUGAGAUGGAGCUGAGACUGAGAGACCACCUGGCUAAACUCUUUAAUGAGCAGAAGAAAUCUACAAAGGAUGUGCGGGAGAACCUGCGUGCCAUGGCCAAGCUGCUGAAGGAGGCUCAGAGGCUCAAGACUGUGCUGAGUGCCAAUGCUGAACAUGUAGCUCAGAUUGAGGGGUUGAUGGAUGACAUUGACUUCAAGGCAAAGGUGACUCGUGCUGAGUUUGAGGCUCUGUGUCCUGAUCUGUUUGAGAGAGUGCCUGGGCCAGUACAGCAGGCACUAGCUUCUUCUGAGAUGUCUAUGGAUGAGAUUGAACAGGUCAUAUUGGUUGGAGGAGCCACUCGAGUUCCCAAGGUUCAGGAAGUCCUCCUUAAAGCAGUGGGAAGAGAGGAGCUGGCGAAGAAUAUAAAUGCUGAUGAGGCAGCAGCUAUGGGUGCAGUGUACCAGGCUGCAGCUCUCAGUAAAGCAUUUAAAGUGAAGCCCUUCCUGGUCCGAGAUGCAGCUGUUUUCCCAGUACAGGUGGAGUUCAGCCGUGAGACUGAAGAAGAGGAUGGUGUGAAGGGAGUUAAGCACAACAAACGCAUCCUGUUUCAGAGAAUGGCACCUUACCCCCAGCGCAAAGUCAUCACCUUCAACCGUUACAAUGACGACUUUGAUUUUUACAUCAACUAUGGGGAUCUCAGCUUCCUAAGCCAGGAUGAUCUGAAGAUGUUUGGCUCUCAGAACCUGACAACGGUCAAGCUCUCUGGAGUGGGAAACAGCUUCAAGAAGAACUCUGACGCGGAGUCUAAAGGAAUCAAGGCUCAUUUCAACAUGGAUGAGAGUGGUGUGCUCAUUCUUGACAGGGUGGAGUCUGUGUUUGAAACUAUUGUAGAGGAGAAGGAAGAAGAAUCAACUCUGACAAAACUGGGGAACACCAUUUCCAGUCUUUUUGGAGGUGGGAGCUCCGAGCCCAGUGCCAAUGUGACUGAACCCGUGCAGGAUGAGGAGGAGGUGCCUCCUGAAUCUGGCAAAGAUCAGGAUGAACCAGUGGAGAAGCCAGACGAGUCUGCGAAGGAGAAACCUGACACAGAGGAGAAAACCGAAGAAGAGCCUCAGACUGAGGAGAAGAAACCAGAUAAAGAAGGCUCUGACAAAGAACAGCCUGAGGAAGAAAAGGAGGCAGAGAAAGCUGAAAAGACUGAUGAAGUUAAAACAAAUGGCGCACAAGAGGAGGAGAAGGAGGCAGAGAAGAAAGCCAAACCUCAAAAGAAGAGCAAAAUAUCUGUCGAUAUUGGAGUGGACCUAGAGGUUAAUGAUGUGCUUGAUCCCAGUUUGGAAGACAUUGUUGCCUCCAGAAAGAAGCUACAGGAUCUGACCAACCGUGAUCUGGAGAAACAGGAGAGGGAGAAGACCCUGAACAGCCUGGAGGCAUUCAUCUUUGAGACUCAGGAUAAGCUUUACCAGGACGAGUACCAGGCUGUGGUCACCGAAGAGGAGAAGGAGGAUAUUUCUGCAAAGUUGAGCGCCGCAUCGUCGUGGAUGGAUGAAGAGGGCUACACAGCAGGCACCAAAGAACUGAAGGAAAAACUGUCUGAGUUGAAGAAGCUGUGUAAGGCCAUGUUUUUUCGCGUGGAGGAGAGGAAAAAGUGGCCGGACAGGCUAGCAGCGCUUGACAGCAUGCUCAACCACUCCACAAUCUUUCUGAAGAGUGCUAAAAUGAUUCCAGAAGAUGACCAGAUUUUUACCGAAGUUGAACUGAAGACCCUGGAGAAAGUUAUCAAUGAAACUACGGACUGGAAGAAUGAGACUGUUGCUGAGCAGGAAAAACGAUCCCCUACAGAGAAACCUGUUCUGCUUUCUAAAGAAAUUGAGGCCAAACUCUCACUCCUGGACCGGGAGGUCAACUACCUGCUAAACAAGGCUAAAUUUGCCAAGCCUAAGCCCAAACCAAAACCUAAAGACAAGAACUCCACCAGCACAGAAAGCAACAAAACCAGCAGUGCAGACUCUGAGAAAGUCAUCCCUCCGAAGAAUGAGACAGAGGGAGUCGAGGAGGCAAUACCAGCAGAAGAACCCCCUACUGAGGAGAAUACAAAUGAAGAGCCAGAGACUGAGCAAAAAGUAGUAGAAGAAACGGAAGGCACAGAAACAUCGGACAAGAGUAAUUCAGAAGACCACAUAUCGGAUGAAUUAUAACAACUGGAACUCUUGAGAUAUUUUGUUGUCUAUUUAUUGACUGUGUUAAAGUUUCAAAUCUGCUUCCGUUUCUUUUCUCCCAGCACCACAACAACCAUGUACCAUCAGUUCAGCUUAGAUCAUGUCGACAUUUUCAGUUGUAAGUCAUGUUCUCUAUUUAAGUGCAAACUGACUGAAAUCUAGAGGCCGUUCCAGGAAAGCUUGAGAAAGAUGAAAUUUUGAGUUAUGCUUCAUCCUGCCGAGCUGUGAAAUGUGCAGACAGCUAGCUUUCCUCUGCUUUCUUUCAAUAUAUCAAUGCCCAUGUUCGUCUCUCUCAACAACCACAGAGGAAUGAUCUCACACCCUGGAAUGUUCUCAUUAUCUUCGUAAAUAUUUUAACCCUUUUUUUCUUGGUUAAAGUCUAGAAUUUCACUGGAAAGCUAAUGGCAAAAUUUGAAAUUACAGUAACAGGUACACAACAAGUAGCACUAUGAAUUUUCUAAAGACUGGUUAAGGCACUAUUGAAAACCCUCAAAGGACUAUAUGGCUCAUGUUUAUUUCAGUAUUCAGUCUGCUCAUAAGACUGCACUCUCUGCAAUCUCUAUUUACUGAAGUCCCCCAUACGUGCUGUUUAUGUUAAAAUAUGUGAAACUUGGAACAUUCUCCUUUUUUUUUUACUGCACUGACUUUCAAGAUUUUUUUCCUUUUUUUUUUUUUUACUUUACACCUUUUUGCUGUACAAGGAAGAAAAAGUACAAUUCCUUUCUUCCUUCCCUCCUGUUCAUCAUUUCAUUUCACCAUUUCAUUGUCCUUGUGUUGCCAGUCUGUUGGGGAAAGAGUAUCUAAUGUCUGGGAAAGGGAUAUUUUGUUUCUGAACUGUUAAUAAAAUCUUUUUUUAAAAAACAAAAA